Dibothriocephalus latus is the source of this 2589-nucleotide messenger RNA. The record is from the annotation of a GenBank genome assembly. NCBI's taxonomy places the organism in Eukaryota, Metazoa, Platyhelminthes, Cestoda, Diphyllobothriidea, Diphyllobothriidae.
AUGCGAAGAAACCACAUGACCGCCGAGUCCAACGAGGCUGCAUGGUUGCAAGCUGUCCGAAAAAUGGCCGCCAAGAGGUUCGAUCCGCCUCGUCCACGUGCAGUCCGCGCAGUCAGUCGACGAAAAAGCAUCAAGAAGGCCUCAAAGGCGCAACUGCCAAGCGUUAUGGACCUUACGGGACCUGCUGAUGGUGACCUAGAAAUGACAUUCGCUGGCACUGACCAGGGCCCCGUUGGUCCUCCAGUUGGACUUGGUACUGCACCCAUGGGCAGCGCCAAUGGCUAUCCUCCGCACGAGAUGCGCUACCUCUCUUACAAACAUUCUAGGUGGUCGCUUCGCGUCCGAAAGGAACUCAUCACUCCAUUGGAGAAACUUGCACCAAAACGGGUUUUGGACUUAGUCUUCUGUCAAAUCGUUGGCGAUGUGCUGGAGAAUGCCACUGCCCGUUUGAGACCCAUAGACGUGCGUGCUUUGCGGGAAACAAUUGGUGAAAUUACUCUAAACAGUUCAGUCAACCAACUCGUCCUGCUACCGUCCGUUACUAAGCGCAUGGUAAUAGAUGCCGCCAGAAAAUGCCCAUUCUACUUCGGCCGCUUUUAUUCCAUUGAAUUCAUGGAGGGUCCUAAGAAAUCCCGCAUCUGUCACUGGGCCGUGGUCGGGCAGAAUGCCGUCCGCUUUGUGCGGCAGAAGAAAGGCGAACGGGCCCUAGAGGUACUCGCGGAAGUGCCGUUAGGUGAAGUGGCUCGCUGCGAUGCAGACUAUAGUCAACGGCCUGUAGCUCCGCCAAAUCGACAAACGGCUGGUCAGAAAAUGCUCAUUAACAUCAAGGGCAUUCGAGAUCCUCAAGAACCCAACCACCUAACAAUUGUCGAUACUGCUGGACGCUCUUACGAAAUGCACUGUCAUUAUGCAGCGGACAUGAAGCGCUUGGUCGAUAUAUUUGUUGCAGAAUACAGGAUAAAGAGCGAAAACUCGCAGCGGAAGGUCUACGCCGCAAAUGCCCGUAAGAGGGAAAAAACGUACGAUGACUACCUCUCCGAUACAAUGUCCGUGGCUUCUUACAUGUCAAGUCAUACAGACGCGGUGGAAUGCCUUAUGCCUUAUGCAAAACAGUACUUCAAAGAAAGGAAACACUUUGGCAAGCAGCUCUCAUGGCAGAACCAGCCUUUGAGAUACGGUUCCCUAAUGAAACACAAUGAUACAGAAGUUGUUGAUGCGGCCUCCCGCAUUUUCGAAUGCAUUCUAGAAAUAUGCAAGGAACGGCCAACAACGAAGUCACCAGUAGCGCAGGUUCAGAAAAUUCUCAAGUUAGCGAGACGUUACCCCAGCCUAAACGAUGAAGUCUUCUGCCAACUGGUAAAACAAUCCAACAAAAACGAUAGCGAGAACUCCGAUUCGCUGACUACCGUCUGGCAGUUAUAUGCCAUCUGCAGCAUGUUUUUGACCUGCUCGCAAGAACUGAGGGCACCACUGCUAGAGCACGCAAAGACCGUCACUCUACACAGCAACAGCGAACAAACCCUUGCAGCGACAGUUGCCGCGAAUAUCGAAAAAGUUCGCAAGUAUGGACAGCGGCAGAACCUACCUUCUGACUUCGAAAUCGACUCCUACUUGCGCGGCGAAAUGACACGGAAACACAAGAUCAAUCUGCCCGCGCGCUGUGUGACUUCUGUAAAUGUUUCGCCCAUGUCCCUGGUGGGUGAGGUAUCUUGCAUGAUCGCCGAUCAAAUGAAGAUCACAACAACAAAAGAACGUCUGGAAUUCACUCUCUUCCAAAUUCCAACGACACCACUGGAUGGCGUCGCAAAUUGUGAUCUGAUACCCAUUCCAUUGGAUGAAUAUUACUUUGACGUCUGCCCCUUCGACGAGACCGAUGAAUCCUCCUCUCUUCACUUCCGUCGGGUGUGCUGGUGGACCCAACCCGACGUGAACAAACGGUCUCCCGAGUACAUCAAAGUUGUUUUCGAUCAGAUCGUAGAACAAUUCCUUACCGGUUACUGGGUUUCAACAGAAGAUAGCGUGUUAACUGAACCUCAAUACUAUGAACUGGUUGACGUGGCGGUAAAACUGUCCGUCAUCUUCCACACUGGACCGACAUUUACAAAGGAAGAAGCUGUUGACCUAAUGCCACGUGGUCUGGGAAUCCGCAAAAAGGACUGGAUCAGGAACCUCACCGACGCGAUGGCUGCCGCACCAGAGUUUACCAUCCCCGAGGCUCGGAAAGGCGUUAUCGCCGCUAUAUCUUCCUGGCCCCUCUAUGGAGCAACUUGUUUCCAUGGCUACCUAAAGAACAUCCCUGAAACCUAUGACAUCCGCGGUAUCCAGCCUCAGUAUGGUGACACCGAGUUCAACAGCACAAAUAUUCCCGUACUGGUGGCAAUUUGUCGAACAUCCAUCCGCCUCCUGCAUCCAUCACGACGUGUCAUCCUCAUGACGUUCGCCUUUUCUGAGCUAAAGGCUGUUCAGAAAAAUCUCUAUCGUGGUGCUGGAGAAGAAUACGCUGGUGAGGUAGUGAUGAACUUCGGCUCCAAAACGGUUCACCUUGUUCUGGAACAGGUACGCUCACUUUUUACCGAUACCGUACUUUGA